AUGGCGGAAGGGGAGGAUGUGGGCUGGUGGCGGAGGUGGCUGCAACAGAGCUACCAGGCAGUCAAGGAGAAGUCCUCCAAAGCCUUGCAGUUCAUGAAGCAAGACCUGACAGAGUUCACCGAGGUGGUGCAGCAUGACACAGCCUGCACCAUUGUGGCCACAGUUAGUGUGGUCAAGGAGAAGAUAGCUACUGAAGGCUCCUCAGGGGCAACAGCAAAAAUGAAGAAGAGUUUGUCUGGCUUCCUAGGGGUGAUCUCCAACACCUUUGCUCCCUCACCGGACAAAACUAUAGACUGCAAUUUCAUCACCCUGAUGGGCACGCCCUCUGGCACAGCUGAGCCUUAUGAUGGCACGAAGGCUCACCUCUAUAGCCCACAGUCAGACCCGGCAGCCUACUGCAAUGAACCAGCUGGGCCCCGAUUGUUUGAUGCCUGGCUUUCCCAGUUCUGCCUGGAGGAGAAGGGGGAGAUCUCAGAGCUCCUUGUCCCAGCAGCUAUUUCCCAUUCAGAAUUCUGGCAUUGGUAUUACUAUAAAGUCCAUCAACUAGAGCAGGAGCAGGCCCGGAGGGAUGCCCUGAAGCAACGUGCAGAACAGAGCAUGUCUGAAGAGCCUGGCUGGGAAGAGGAAGAAGAGGAGCUUGUGAGCGUUUCAGCUACAUCUCCAAAAGAGGCAAAGGUUCCUGUGGCCAAAACUUCCACAUCCCCUGAAGGAGGACCUGGCCCCCUGAGUCCCUAUGAAGAGAAUGCUGUGACUCCAGCCAAGCCUCCUACAGAGGUAACCCCGUCAGAGAGCAGCGAGAGUGUCUCCCUGGUAACACAGAUUGCCAAACCUGCCACUGCAGCCAAGGCACCAGGGUUGCCCAAGAACCUGUCCCAAAAGCUUCUAGAGGCAUCUUUGGAGGACCAGGGUCAGACUGUGGAUGUGGGUGAGACUGGGCCCCCGCCCCCUGCUCUGUUGAAGCCCCACAUCCCUGCUAGCCACCUCAGUGGCCCAGAGCCCAGGCCUCCAGCCAGAGCAGAGACUCUGAGGGAGGAGCCGCUCACAGACUUAUGUGUGUUUGAGCUGAACUCCCACAGUGGGAAGUCUAUCCUCUCUAACAAUGGAAAGAAAGGCUCAAGCACAGACAUCAGUGAGGACUGGGAAGAGGACUUUGACUUGGACAUGACCGAAGAAGAAGUGCAGAUGGCACUCUCCAAAGUGGAUGCUUCUGGGGAGAUGGAAGAUGUAGAGUGGGAGGACUGGGAAUGAGGGGAGCCGAGCGUGAAGCUCCCCCACCCAGAGAACCUCCCACUCCCUUUCUCAUCUCAUCCCAGCCCUGGAAGACACUGACUGAGAAUAUCUCCCCAAUGGCCUCUGUCAACCAGAGCUCUGGGCACAGAUUCUGUGUGGCUCCUUGCUGGUCCUUUGGGUCUCUGCUCACAUCUGGGAAGGGGCUCACUAAAUCCAAACCAGGAACUCUGACUUGUGCCAACCAUAGGAUGACUCAAGUGGGAGGAGACUUUACCCCCUCACCAGAAGAGCCUACAUUUCUCUGCUGAACACCCACUCUUCUUAGGGACUCUUGCUGGGAAGUCCCAAGGGAUAAUUCUAGCCCUUCUACCUGUGUAGA
Messenger RNA from Lutra lutra (Eurasian river otter), 1609 nucleotides. RefSeq names its product BSD domain-containing protein 1-like. Gene Ontology annotation, cellular component: cytoplasm. Lineage: Eukaryota; Metazoa; Chordata; Mammalia; Carnivora; Mustelidae. The record is from RefSeq and is a predicted model, not a curated record.